Molecule: messenger RNA, 303 nt
Organism: Thlaspi arvense
Lineage: Eukaryota; Viridiplantae; Streptophyta; Magnoliopsida; Brassicales; Brassicaceae
Source: the annotation of a GenBank genome assembly
AUGAUGCAAAGAUCAUUUCGCAACCUUUUACGUGGUUGUCCUAGUCUUGAGGAUUUAGUCGUGAUCGGUACCAAUGAUGCUCUCACUAUUGUAGUGCCAUCGUUACAGAGGCUAACCAUAAAAUCUUAUUGGCCUAACCUAAGAAAAGGAGGCUAUUUGAUAAAUGCCCUUUCUUUGAUGUACUUGAGCAUUAAAGUGGUUCAUGGUUGCGAGUUUGGUGUUAUUGAGGAUGCGCCAAAGCUGGUGGAUGCAAAACUUAUUGACAUUUAUGAUAUAACCAAUGAGAAGAGUCUAGUAUUCUGA